Nilaparvata lugens (brown planthopper) is the source of this 1811-nucleotide messenger RNA. It is a transcript of the gene rasp, whose product is annotated as protein-cysteine N-palmitoyltransferase HHAT. Lineage: Eukaryota; Metazoa; Arthropoda; Insecta; Hemiptera; Delphacidae. The transcript is spliced from 10 exons. Gene Ontology annotation, molecular function: palmitoyltransferase activity. The record is from RefSeq and is a predicted model, not a curated record. Gene Ontology annotation, biological process: protein palmitoylation. Gene Ontology annotation, cellular component: endoplasmic reticulum. Bases 217 to 1719 code for a protein of 500 amino acids.
AUAUUUGAAAAAAGAAUGAUUAAUUUCAAAGAUUAUCUUGUCAUCUAGAAGGCAAUGAAAUCUCAAACAAAACAUAACCUUUCUUUUUUGUUUAAAACUUUGAAGUUGUUAUCUGGUUUAAAUUGUGAUAGUUUCUAUUCUAGUGAAAAAACGUUGGUUUAAUAGAAUGUGAAGAACGACUGGACAAUGUGUGUUGGAAUGGAGACAUAACCCACAAUGCUUCCAAAAACUGAGCUAUACUUCAAUGGAUUAGUGUGGCUUUCCGCUCUUCUGUUUGCUUCCUACCAUGUGUAUGAAGCAGGAAAAUAUUUUGAAUUUUCCGACUAUGCGGAAGACUUUGAAGAUGGCUGGCUUUGGAACCUGAAGAAAGACUGUGCCGAUUAUGAGUGGCAAAUGUGGUUGAAUCUGUUAAAAUCCAUCUACCCCUGGUUUUUUGUUCAUCUUAUAGCAUCCGAAAUUACAAGAUGGAUGUUUUUGGAGGCAGUUCCAAUAUGCUAUUUCGUGACAACAAUUUUAGUUGUAUUGAAUGCAUUUGGUCCCGAGAUCUGUCUGAUUUUCAUCAGUCAGGUGUGUCUUUAUUACUUGGCUCUUCAGACUAGAUCGACCAUUGUUGUAUGGAUAUUAUCUGUAUUACUCCUAUACGCAAUAUAUGGUUUCAGAUAUGGAUUAUCAUACUUAUUAGUUUCUAUUGGCUUAACAGAUCAUACUCUUUAUCUCAAUACAGCUGUCGUAUCUGCGUGGAUAUUGCUGAAAUGUAUAAGUUUCUGUUUGGAUCAUAUAAAUGGCAAAGCAAGAAUCGAGAAGAACUUCGAUGUAUUCAUCUCACUGUUGGGCUAUACCUUUUACUUACCACUUUUUUUCCUGGGCCCUUUCAUGAUGUAUGAGGAUUAUGAAAACGGGGUUAGUAGGCGAUUCAAAAUAUGGAACAGAGAGAGGCUUGCAUCAUUGACGUUCAACGUACUGCGUUAUACUUUUUGGAUGUUGGUCCUCGAUGUUUUCCUUCAUUUCUUUUACAUUCAUGCGUUUGAAUAUAAAUUGGAUCAACUGAAGGAAAUGGGCGCAUGGUACCUGAAUGGUGUUGUUUAUUAUUUGGCAUUAUUCUUUUACAUCAAGUACUUGGCAAUCUAUGGACUGACUGGGACCCUGGCUAGAGCAGAAAACUACGAUGCACCUCCACCCCCCGCUUGUGUUUGCUACAUGUAUUGCGAUUCGCAGCUGUGGCGGUCAUUUGACAUCGGCUUCUACUCAUUCAUGAAAAGAUAUAUCUACGAUCCAGUUCUAGGAGAGAAUAAGACAUUUUGGAGAAGAUUAGUAGCGUCUGGAGUGACAUUCUGUUAUGUUUUCUUAUGGCAUGGAUUCUCUGAAAACAUAUUUCUCUGGAGCUUACUGAAUUUCAUAGAACUUUCUCUAGAAUCAAUCAUGCGCUACAUUUCAAAAACUCACAUGUUCCAAGUCUGGGUGAACAAUACAUUCUCAAACAACAAUCAGAAAAGGUUGUUAGCCCUUUGCUUCGCGCCAUUCAGUAUUUUUGGGAUUCAUUUCAAUGCCUACAUGUAUUGCCCAGGAGAGGGAGGAGGUGUGAUCAACAGUCAAUUUCUAGAAGGAAAUUGGCUGUUCAAUUUUAUAUUCAUCAUUCUGGCAUAUAAUUUCUGCAUAACAGCUAUGGAAAUAUCCAGAUGGAAACAAAGAAAGCAUUUAAUAACUACUAAAUAUCAGUGAUAUAAUAGAAUCAUUUCCACUUCAGCACAUCAUUCUUUCUACAUAUUAUCACCGUUAUCCGUUUUUAUAAAUAAGAAAAUAUAUUUUUAAAA